This is a messenger RNA of Bactrocera latifrons, 935 nucleotides long. RefSeq lists its product as uncharacterized. The transcript is spliced from 2 exons. Lineage: Eukaryota; Metazoa; Arthropoda; Insecta; Diptera; Tephritidae. The record is from RefSeq and is a predicted model, not a curated record. Bases 87 to 869 code for a protein of 260 amino acids.
UAACAAUCUGUUGGUUGUAGCGGCAAGUUCACAAAACAUUGAAAUUCAAUAAAAGUCGAAAUAAAUUGUGUGUGCAGCAAUAAAAAAUGAAAUUCACUCUGGUAACUUGUUUAGUGCUUUCUACAGCCACAGCGAUUGCUUCAGCAUUGCCGCAUCACCGCUUGCAGCGCGAUGUUCCGGAGUUGGUAGCGGCACAGCAACCGGCCUAUAAUUAUCUGCCACCUGAGCCUAAAAUAGCACUACCCGCAGAUAUAACAGCCACCACUGAGGCUAUCAUUGCUGAAACUGAAACGCCCGCUGACAACGCAGAACCCUUACCAGAAAGCGCUAUACUCGGUGCCGAUGGUUAUGAAUAUCGCGCUGUACGCCGUCUGAAAUAUCGUCAACGUGUACGUCGUGACGUCUCACACUUGUCACCAAGCUACUUGCCACCCCGCCAAUCAUAUCUGCCACCAAAUGCCGAUGAUACGGUUGAGUUGAAUGCAGCCGUCCCGAAAGUGGCUCCAGUCUACUUGCCACCUCCGGCAGAGGAAGUGAGCACAGAAGUACCAAUAGUUGUGGAAGAAGUCGAGACUGAGCCACCGGCAGUACCCGAAGAAGAAGUACAGCAGCAGCAAGAUGAACAUGCCCAACCAGAAGUGCAUUCACAGGAAGGAGAAGAGGAAGCCCCUCAAGAUAGCGGUAUUUUGAUGAAUGAUGGAUAUCAUUACAAGCAACCCGCCGAAGAGAUGGCACUCCCGAAGGCAGUGGACAGUGAGUACUUGCCACCACUGGAGCAAGGCCAGACUGAGGCUGAAGGUCCCGAGGAGACGGCUGUAUUGGCCAAGGAUGGCUACCACUAUCGCGCUAUUAAGCGUUUAAGAUUGUAAAAGUUUUACUACUUUAAUUGUAAAAAGAAAAUAGCACAAUUUAUUAAUUUGUUUAUUCAUUGAAGU